AUGAGUACCUAUCCAGUCUACAACACCGGAGAAAAUGGUCUGACAAUCAAGGGAAAUUGGCUCUUGAAUCUUGAUGAUCUUGUCCUGAUCAAAGAGCCCACGGCUCCUCUUCAUUGGCACCUCGGACGAAUCGUAAAGCUGCAUCCUGGAUCGGACGGAGUUUCCCGCGUUGCAACCGUUCGAACUGCAACGGGCCUCCUGACCAGACCUGCUGUCAAGCUUUGUCCUCUACCUUCUCCUUGA
Molecule: messenger RNA, 243 nt
Organism: Macrosiphum euphorbiae (potato aphid)
Lineage: Eukaryota; Metazoa; Arthropoda; Insecta; Hemiptera; Aphididae
Source: the annotation of a GenBank genome assembly